Egretta garzetta (little egret) is the source of this 990-nucleotide messenger RNA. RefSeq names its product mitochondrial ribosomal protein L35 (gene MRPL35). The transcript is spliced from 4 exons. Gene Ontology annotation, molecular function: structural constituent of ribosome. Gene Ontology annotation, cellular component: mitochondrion; ribosome. Gene Ontology annotation, biological process: translation. NCBI's taxonomy places the organism in Eukaryota, Metazoa, Chordata, Aves, Pelecaniformes, Ardeidae. The coding region runs from base 1 to 804 and encodes 267 amino acids. The record is from RefSeq and is a predicted model, not a curated record.
AUGACCUGGCCCGGAGAACUCUCCAGCCUUAUAAAGCAGCAGAGGAUACGCCAGCCACCGCAGUGGAGAAGGGUGCCAGCUCCGAAGCGGUUACCUCUCAGCUACAGAGCCGGCUCCGAGGCGUGUUAUCGUCUUCGUCCCUACCGACGAGGAAGGGCAAAGCUCCAAGAAAACACCCCCGAGCGGCACUUUCCGCCCCAGCAUCGCACACUCUCUCCUCCUCGUGUCCGACUGCAGGGACUGACGGGUCCCCGACGCGGGGCCCCCCCCACCCGAAAGCCGUCGCUGCUCGUCACCCUGCUCACCGGGAGCCCCGUUAUUACCGACACGGCUGCGGUCAAACCGGGGGAGGGCUGUGAGAAAAAGCCAGGGAUUACUGUUAGGAAAAGGUGUUUCACUCCUGUUCUAUUUUUUUUCACUAUUUUGGGGUUGUUUGCUUUCUUUUUUUUUUGGUUUUUUUUUUUUUUUAGCACCCCAUCUCUACUUCCAAGCACCCUCCAGCAGCCAGCGAGGACUCUCACUUACUGUAGCUUGCGGAAUGGAAAGAGGAAAAGCGUGAAGGCCGUCGUCAGUCGGUUUCUCCGGCUGCACAAUGGCCUUUGGGUUAGGAGAAAGGCUGGUUAUAAGAAGAAGCUGUGGAAGAAGUCAGCCGCUCAGAGGAAGCGUUUGAGAGAGCUGACGUUGUGCAAUAGAACGCAAUGCAAGCUCCUCGAUAAAAUGACCACUUCUUUCUGGAAGAGAAGAAAUUGGUAUGUUGAUGAUCCCUACCAGAAGUACCACGAUCGCACGAAUCUUCGCGUGUAGAAAUCUUGGCGUCAUUUUUGCAUUUCUCUAGGAAAGAGGUGGCAGUACUUACGGUCUUAAUUUUAGAACAUAAAUCUGUAAUACCUGUUACUUUUCUAAAUAAACAUGCCUGUCAUCUGCUCAGAAUUGUGGCUGUCAAUGUGCAAAAUAAAGGAAUAUUCAAGGUAAUCUUGAGCUGCAAUUUGU